CUCGCUUGCCGUACGCGCGGUGGCGUCUGGGUAGGACAGUGAAGCGGCGGGAGAGCGGUGCAUACAUCUUAUAAUUUAAUAAAUGCCAUUAUUGCGGAUUUUUUUUAAGCGAGUACUGUGCAUGCAGUCUCAAAAUUAAGGCGCACUUUUGAAUGAUAUUAGGGCACUCGGCAGAUGAAAGUGUUCACCCUGUUACACUUUGUGUCUCUGCUGUUUUUAAGGUUUUCCCGGGAAACUGGUUUGAACGUUUGUUUUCGGCUAACCUCUUUCUAGCAACAAUGGCGAAGGUUCAGGUUUUAAAUGUGGCUGUUCUAGAUAACCCGAGUCCCUUUGGAAACCCUUUCCAGUUUGAAAUAACCUUUGAGUGUAUGGAGGACCUGCCAGAAGAUCUUGAAUGGAAGAUCAUCUAUGUCGGCUCAGCAGAGAGUGAAGAGUAUGACCAAGUCCUUGACUCAGUCUUGGUUGGUCCAGUACCUGCUGGGAGACAUAUGUUUGUGUUUCAGGCUGAUGCCCCGAACACUGGAUUGAUACCUGAAAGUGAUGCUGUUGGUGUAACCGUGGUGCUUAUUACCUGCACAUACCGUGGCCAGGAGUUCAUUCGUAUUGGUUACUAUGUAAACAAUGAAUACACCGAACCAGAGCUUCGUGAAAAUCCACCCAUCAAGCCAGACUACACACAGCUCCAGAGAAAUAUUCUGGCAUCAAACCCCCGUGUUACUAGAUUCCAUAUAAACUGGGAAGGCUGUGCAGAGAGAAUGGAAGACUCUGAAAAUGUCGAUCCCAGUUCAAACUCCAUGCUCCCUCCAUCCUGUCUCCCAGGCAAGGCCCCACCCAUGGGGCUACUACCAGAUAACUCUAUGGACUGCUUAUAGAGAAGAACCCCACCCUAAAGGUGAUAACUCAAAGCACCAGACAUUACUUUUGAUUGAUGCCUGUGGACAUUCUAGUGUGGACGUACAGACAGACAUCUUUGCCUUACAGCUGCCUUUGUUUAUUGGAAGCUUGUCAAAAACAACCCUCGGGCUUCAGAUGAGAGUUUGCUCCAAGGAAGAUUAUGAACAUCUCACUGGUAUCAGACGUGGAGUUCCCAGCCAUAAUGUUAAAUGCCAUAUUGAGGUAGUUUAACUAUUUAAAAAGGAAACCUGU
Messenger RNA from Labrus mixtus (cuckoo wrasse), 1146 nucleotides. RefSeq names its product anti-silencing function 1Ba histone chaperone (gene asf1ba). The transcript has 4 exons. The record is from RefSeq and is a predicted model, not a curated record. Gene Ontology annotation, biological process: DNA replication-dependent chromatin assembly. Lineage: Eukaryota; Metazoa; Chordata; Actinopteri; Labriformes; Labridae. The coding region runs from base 153 to 872 and encodes 239 amino acids. Gene Ontology annotation, molecular function: histone binding. Gene Ontology annotation, cellular component: nucleus.